Messenger RNA from Malassezia restricta, 786 nucleotides. RefSeq lists its product as uncharacterized. The record is from RefSeq and is a predicted model, not a curated record. Bases 1 to 786 code for a protein of 261 amino acids. Lineage: Eukaryota; Fungi; Basidiomycota; Malasseziomycetes; Malasseziales; Malasseziaceae. The transcript has a single exon.
AUGACGGCGGAGCACGGCCCAGUCAACGAGCGGCUAUGGACGCUUGUGCUUGAGCUGUCUGCACAGCUUGCUGCAAAUAAGCAGCAAGUGGAUGCACUGCGGAAACAGGUUGCAUCGCUGGAGGGUCAGGCGCUGCAUGCCAAGACGGGGUACGCUCUGCGUCGAUUCAAUGUGGACAUGUCACAAGAGGCGUUCACGUCUCAACUUGAGCGACUAAAUGCGCAGCUCGUGAACGAAAAUACAACGCUCGCUUAUGAAGCGAAGCAAAUGGGCAGUCUUUUGCGCGAGAGCGAAAGCACACUUGAGGCCAUCAUGAACAAGUUCCGUGCCUUUUCGCAUGCGGCCCAGCAGCACGGUCUGGACUUGUCUGCCUACUACGAGUCGCGCAUCGAGAGUCAAAGGAACAGGAUCGAUCAUUUGAUGAUGCACGAUCAAGAUACCAUGCACAGGCUCUCUGACCGUGUCAGUGGACUCGUGCGCGAUGCCAUGCAUUCGAUGGACAGCGACUUUCCCGACAUGCGCUCAGAUGCCAUGGAAGGCGCUACGGAGCUGGAGCGCCUGCGGCAGGAAAAUGCCAUUCUUCGUUCUCUCAUGGGUCUGAGUCACGAGGAUGCGGAUGUGGACGACAAUGCGGAUCGCGUGAGUACCUCGGAUUUGUCUAUUUCGCGUUCGUCUCUAGGCCAUGCCGAGCAGCCCGUCGAAGAGAGCACGACGACCGGCACGAUGACACCAGAGGGUGAAGCCCCUGUCGACGAAAUAGAUGCAGGCGUACCUGCGCCAUCUUGA